UACAUUACACGGAAGACGGAAAGGCAGUGUAGGAAAGACCCAUUUGAGGGGACCACAAGCAGAGAAAGCUACACGUCAUCAAUACAAUGGCAACCGAGCUUACACAAAUCCACAAGAAUCAUCUUUCCAGAUGGAUUAGCUCAUCGAAAAAACACAAGUAUACACUACUAUACAAGAUCAGCCGGGACGGAUGUUGUUCAACGACCUUCCAUUCUUUCUGUGACAACAAGGGGCCCACUGUCACCAUCCUAUACAAUACCAAUAACUCGGUGUAUGGGGGAUACACCGCUGUCAGUUGGAAUUCCAAUGGUGCUUAUGCCAUCGAUGCUAAGGCCUUUCUUUUUAGACUUGAAUAUAAUGGAUCAAAUCAACCCAUGAAGUUUCCUAUCAAAACGAACGGAACCAACGCGAUCUAUGGACAUGCCUCUUACGGGCCAACAUUUGGUGGGCAUGACUUACAUUCUUUUGCAAAUACUGUGAAUAAAUCAGGAACAUAUUUUCCUUUAAAUGGUAACGUGAACGGAUGGGGAGUAACCUACGACUUUCAAGGACAGAACUACAACUCUGUAAUGAAUGGAAACUUACAGGUACUAGACCUGGAAGUCUACAGUGUAGAAGAACAGGAAUUGCUUCAGAAGCCAUGGAUUCAAGAUGUUGAGUGGAGUAGUAAGCUUGAGGAAGACAUCAAAGACAAAGUGGCCAUGUAUAAACCGUUACCUGGACUGGAUCUCAAGCAGGUUAGGAUAUUGUUGGUCGGUCAAGUCGGGGCUGGAAAGUCAAGCUACUUCAAUACCAUCAACUCUAUAUUCCGUGGACAUAUAAGUGGCCAGGCCAACGCUGGAAGUGCGGAACACAGUCUAACUACAACUUACCGGGUGUAUCAAGUCAGGGACGGUUACGCUGGUAAACCUCUCAACUUCCGGUUAUGUGACACGCGUGGUCUUGAAGAGGAUCAAGGUCUUGACGACCAUGAAGUUGGCUACCUACUCGACGGUCAUGUACCAGACAGGUACAAAUUCAACCCUGCCGUUCCACUGACACCUGACACCAUAGGCUUUGUGAAGAAUCCUAAGUUAGCAGAUAGAAUCCACUGUGUGGUAUUCGUCCUAGAUGGUAGCACUGUUGAUGUUACUCCUGAUAAAGUUAUGGAACGCAUCAAAUCAAUGCAGAUGCGCAUGAACCAAAGAGGGAUACCCCAGGUUGUAUUGCUGACAAAAAUCGACAGAAUCUGUGCGGAGGUCUCAGACGACAUCAGAAGGGUGUUCUUCAGUCCAGCGAUGAAGGAGUGUGUUGACAGGGUUGCCACAGUGAUGGGUUUACCUAGAUCACACAUACUUCCUGUCAAGAACUACGAAAGUGAGGUGGAACUUGAUCAGAAUACCAACAUCUUAUCACUACUCAGCCUCAGACGAAUGCUACACUUUGUUGAUGACUUCCUGUACAACAAACUGGAUGAAAUGGAGGAUGCCAAAGCACAACAAAAUGUAAUCAAGGAAUAAGACAUCAGAUAACAAAGAACAUUAAUCUUUAUCGUGAGAAGAAAAUCAGAAGUUAGAAAUUCAAAAUUCUUUCUUAUAUCUAUGUUAAUUUCACACUUCGAGUGAAUACUUUUAUAUGUAAGCAAAUGUCGGAAAGAAGUGUGUUAGAUACGAAUAAUCGCUUUAUGGAUUUUCAGGUACGAGUACCGCCUAUUUUCAAAAAACGUUUUGUAUGAUAAAAACCAGAAACAGACGUCAAGUUUCUCAAACAUAUUGUAUCCAAAACUUGUGUGGAGAGAUAUUUUAUUGGGUUCUCUGCAUCCAUCUGCGUAUGUACAGGGACCAGAGCUUUGAAACCGUUCAAAAUACAUGUAACUACUCGCAACUUUGUACAACUAUCAGGCUAAUUCUCUAGUACUGACUUUUGCUUUGGAGAUGUUCUACAAUAACAUUUUUCUGUAUCCAUGGAAACAGAUUUCAUUUAUAUGGAACAUAACUUUAUAACUGUUCUUGAGAACCACAGACUUUAUACUACUAUGGGGCAACUAACAUUCUUGUAGUGAUUUUUGCUCUUUCGUUAUUUUUGAAAGCUUUUUUGUUAAUGUGGAAACGCAAAACUACAAGUGCUUCGUGUACAUUUUGUGCAAGUUAGCACUGACUUGGUGCCUUUAGCUAUUGGAGAGGUUUGAUUUUUUUGCUGCCAUUGUAAGAGACAAAAUACAUUUGUUUUUAUAUAUCUAGAGGAUAAAGAUAUCAAAAAUAAUAAAAUUUUAAUGAAUUUGCAUUUGGAUUAUGAUUAUGUUGAAAUGAUGGUGUAUCUUUUUUUGUUGUAGUUUUGUUUUUUGUUUUUUGUUUGUUUUUUUCUAUAUCUA
This is a messenger RNA of Ylistrum balloti, 2350 nucleotides long. Its product is annotated as interferon-induced protein 44-like. The transcript is spliced from 7 exons. NCBI's taxonomy places the organism in Eukaryota, Metazoa, Mollusca, Bivalvia, Pectinida, Pectinidae. The record is from RefSeq and is a predicted model, not a curated record. The coding region runs from base 87 to 1499 and encodes 470 amino acids.